AUGGCGCCCUUUGCUCUUUUCAACCAUCGCAGCUUUCGACGCGGGCAAUCAGGUCAAUCGACUUCGGCGUCAGAGUCCGUCACUGCUCAGCAGAAGACAGUCAUGGGAGGCGUGCCGUCCAAGGCUGCCUCGAACGUCAAUGAGGCACCGCACAAGAAACUGAGACCACGUUCAUCGUCCGUGAAUCUUCUCAAGCGCAAUCGCACCCCUUCUGCUCCUACUGCGGUGCGCAUUCCAACAGUCACCCAGCCUUCUGCCAGUGUGGACACGACGACCAUUGAAGUCUCCGAAUCAGAAGCAGAUUAUACCAGAAUAUCUCUUGCACGCCGCUCCGACUCACAGUCGACUGUCAAGACACUAAGCGAUUCUGUCCACUCCCACCGCUUCGAAGCCCCUAAGGAUGACAGCUUUGAAUCGGAUGCCAGCUCAACAAGAACAGCUACGCGGGUGACCCCACCGCCCGAGGCCGCUAUCACCUUCGGUGCAGACGACGAAUCAAGUGGCAUGAGCACGCCUGUACCGCCUCGUCCACCCAAGACAGCUCAUAUCCAACUUCCUACUCCUCCAUUCUUGACUGAAGACAGUCCUACCAAGUAUGGCUUACGCGUCACUCAUUCUCCCUCUCCUGAUCGUGCCAUGGCAGCCACUCAACGACAGAAGAUGACCGGUGCUGGUCUCUUCGUGGUAUGUGAUGCACUNCAUUUGUCUCGUUCUCCAACGCCUCGACUAACAUACNNUAGAAAGCAUGCUGCUACUCAGCAAAGGUCCACUACCUUGACUCUGCCAGUCGACCAAGCAAGAUCGGGUGCCACGAACCCUACACAAUCGUUCGCUCACAGUUCACCCACUCUGCCUCUGCCCGACAAGACGAACAUCAAACCUGAUCAGUCAAACUCGUUGCCCAGCCGUAAAUUGCAAUCCAAUCACAAUCGUCCCUUCAAAGAUGCGCCUCAAGAGCACGUCGCUCACGCACUUCCCCUACGAACUUCGCAGAAAACAUGCUAUCGUGAGCACGACCUUUGGCAGCGCAUGGGUUCCNNAAACUACAAACAUCCAGUCUCUUGUGCUAUCUGUGACGGGUACGAACCGCCUGGCGACGAUUUCAUGACCUGCUUAUGGUGUGAGGUUCAUGUGUGUGGACGAUGCCACGCAGCAUUCGUGAGCAAUGGAAUGACGGGUAUGAUGGAAAGGCAGCAAAAAGAUGAUACAGUUGAUGUCGAAUCGAUGUGA
Molecule: messenger RNA, 1230 nt
Organism: Aureobasidium musti
Lineage: Eukaryota; Fungi; Ascomycota; Dothideomycetes; Dothideales; Saccotheciaceae
Source: the annotation of a GenBank genome assembly